This is a messenger RNA of Soboliphyme baturini, 1806 nucleotides long. The record is from the annotation of a GenBank genome assembly. Lineage: Eukaryota; Metazoa; Nematoda; Enoplea; Dioctophymatida; Soboliphymatidae.
AUGUUAGGAUGGAUCCAGUGCAGUCAGGACGUCGGCAAAUUGUACACAGAAUAUGAGGAAUGCAACAAUUACAUAACGGUGUUUUUCAAAAUGACCGACGAAAAGGUUUUGGUUUGUGGUACGAAUGCGUUCAAGCCACGAUGUAGACAGUACCUGAUAUCGAAGCAUGGCGACUAUCAGAUGAUACGUGAAUUUCCGGGCGACGCAUUGUCGCCGUUCGAUCCUCGCUAUGCAGUGGUCACUUAUUAUUCGCCGGACACCGACGCAGUGUACGCAGCUACCGUGGCGGACAUCUCCGGCUCGGAACCCCUUAUUUAUCGCAAACCGUUAUCCGGUUCGACCGCCGAACUGCGCACUCAAAGAAGUGACUUAAAGUGCCUGAACGAACCGACGUUCGUGUCGGCGGUCGACUACGGAGACGCAGUGUACUUCUGGUUCCGAGAAACGGCGGUGGAGUACCACAACUGCGGUAAGGCGUUGUACAGCCGGGUCGCCCGCGUGUGCAAACAGGACCAAGGAGACUAUCGCAGCGGCUCUGAUACCUGGACCAGCUACAUCAAAGCACGACUGAACUGUUCUUUGCCCGGUGAUAUUCCGUUCUACUUCAACGAACUGCAAGCCACCACUGACCUGAUUGCCUCAUCCAGGGACGGCAUCCGUUCAUCAUUGGUCUAUGCAGUGUUGUCGACGCCUGAAUCGAGUAUCCGCGCUUCGGCAGUGUGCGCGUUCCGAAUCGAAGACGUGCAGACAAUUUUCGAUACCGGUGCCUUCAGAGUUCAGCCCAACCCUGAAUCCAUGUGGAUGAAGGUGUUCCGAAGUGACCUGCCGAGUCCAAAGCUGGGCAACUGUUCCGUCAAUUCGAAGUCGCUGAGUGACGAGGUCAUAAAUUUUAUUCGUCAACACAAUCUGCUCGAUGAAAGCAUUCCGAAUUACUUUGAGCAGCCGCUCGUUGUUGACACUGCUUUGAGCUAUCGAUUGACCCAGAUCGCGGUGGACGGCGGUGUAAAGGCCGUCAAUGGUCAACGUUACGAUGUGAUUUUUGUGGGAACCGAUGAGGGCCGAGUGAUGAAGUUUGUCAACGUCGCUCAAGGAAGUCACGUAAAUACGGUACUUAUCGACGACGUGCGCGUUUUUCACGACCAUAUGCCGAUCCAAAGUCUGUUGGUCAAUCGUCAGGACUUUAGUAGAAGGCAGGAGGUGGUAACCGACAAUUCUUUGAUCGUCAUCUCGCGCAAUGAAGUGAGGAGCGUACCUUUGCAUCACUGUACGAAUCAUACAUCGUGCGCCUCCUGUGUCAAGCUACAGGAUCCUUACUGUGCCUGGGACGUUUCCAUCAGCUUGUGCGUCGGACAUACAGACGGCUUCUGGGCAGACCAUGGCAACUACGUGCAGGAUUUGAUGUCUGGGCGGUCUUCCUUUUGUUCUGAAAGCGACGACGAUGACAUGCCCGGUUCUCAGAUUGCCAUUAUCGAGUCCCCGUCCAUAUACUCGGCAGAAUGCAUGACCAUCGCGAUCAUUAUCACAUUGGCGAUCGCUUCAGCGGUUGCUUUCUUACUUGGCUAUCGAUUCGCUCGUUGGAAGAUCAAUUUGGACGAAGUGCCGAGCUACGAUUCGCCGCUACGAAAGAAUCUAAGGACCUGUGUCGACCACAGCGAUGCGUACACAACAGCCCUUCCGUCUAAGCGUUUGGACAACAACGUAAACACAGUAGUGUCAAUAGGCGGUCCAAAGUUGCAAAAAAGCCUUUUAAACCUGAACAAUGGAACGUUACCUAAAGGAUUCAAGGCCAAAACUGCUUACUUGUAA